CGGCCUUUCAGUGAACUCAAAAAAAUUGACCAUCGGUGAGAGAGAGAGAGAGAGAGAUCCGUCAUUUUGUCUGAGAAAGGAAUUAGAGAGAUACAGAGAGGAAGGCUGUUGGCUUUCCCGCGAUUUCCAUUCGUGAAAAGAUGAUGUCGAGCGGCUACACCAGUCUCGACAACCAAAAGGUCUCCGGAUCCGUUCCAGCGGCUUCAGAUCCAGGUCAGGUCACCGUCAAAUUCGCAGAUUCGAAUCUUAAGACAUUUCCACCUUCUGAAGCUCAAGGAAAGAUCGCCGGUGGUUUUCGUCCCCCGCGUGAUGCUGAUGAUACUUUCUCUAAACCAGAAAAUGGCAUUAGUUCUGAUGAACCUCAGUCGAGUGGUUGGUUUCGAGCAUUCACAGUUGCUGCUUACAAGCCAUACUUUGAUGUGGACACUUCAGAUGUAUUGGAGAGGAUUAAGGACUCACUUUUUCCAUUUAAAGGAAACUUUUCUGAGAAGACUGCUAGUAACCCAGACCUGUAUGGGCCAUUUUGGAUAUGUACCACCCUUAUAUUUGUAGCCGCAUCCAUUGGCACAUUUGCAACAUACUUGGCACACAAACUGCAGAAGAAAGAAUGGGACUACGACAUUAAUAUGGUGACGUGGUCGGCUGGUUUGUUUUACGGCUACGUCACCAUUGUUCCUCUUGGCUUGUAUAUCAUUCUAAAAUACUUCUCAGCUCCAUCUGGCCUCGUCCAGCUGUUCUGUCUAUAUGGUUACUCCCUCUUUAUAUUCAUUCCUGCCUCGUGUCUAUCUGUGGUACCUCUGGAAGUGUUCAGAUGGGUAGUUGCAGGUGUUGCGGGGUUCAUGUCAGCAAUAUUUGUUGCUCUUAAUCUCCGAGCUCACAUCAAGUCUGCUGGUGAAAGGUGGUUCUUAAUUGUGGCUGCGAUAUUCCUAUUGCAGCUGGCUCUGGCUGUUGUCCUGAAGCUCUAUUUGUUUACUGUUACGGUAUAAGAACAAUUUGAAAUCCUCAAUGGUAUGAACCAAGUGUAGAGCAUAGAGAGAAGUUUUUGGGCUUUGGCCCCAUGUUGUAGUUUAACCCUUCUAUAGAAUAUUUGUUACUGUGAAAAACAUGACAUGUAUUCUUUCA
This is a messenger RNA of Telopea speciosissima, 1122 nucleotides long. RefSeq names its product protein YIPF1 homolog. The transcript is spliced from 6 exons. Gene Ontology annotation, cellular component: Golgi apparatus; membrane. Lineage: Eukaryota; Viridiplantae; Streptophyta; Magnoliopsida; Proteales; Proteaceae. The coding region runs from base 141 to 986 and encodes 281 amino acids. The record is from RefSeq and is a predicted model, not a curated record. Gene Ontology annotation, biological process: vesicle-mediated transport. Gene Ontology annotation, molecular function: small GTPase binding.